AGAAAGGAGAAAACUCAUGGUGGUGGUACACUGUCGGAAGGAGGGGGGACUCUAUUUUGCUAUUAAUCGGAUCGUCGAGAUUUUGUGACCACAGACUGCACCUGAUAAGCUGUCGGUCGACUUAUUCCUGUGUGUGUUUCAAAGUUGGAUUUAUUCGACCUCAGCGGUGAAGUGCUGGUGAGAUUUGGACGAUAUGCAGCGCUCGGCUUGAGAGACCAACGCUGGAGUUUUCGGCACCUUCCCUGCGGGUCCUAACUUAUUUGCUACAUCUUCAACUUUGUAGUAAACAUUUUAUAACACCGCCAUAAGUCACCGUGCAACCGUUUUGUUAAGUUUUGAACAGUUUUGCUACUGGAUCAACAGUUAUUUUGAGAGCCACCCGGGCGCACUGUGUCCUUAAACAUUUUGUUGUUGCAUGUUUUCAAAAAUGAAAACACAAGCAAGUAGUUUUUAGCCUUUUAUUAACACUGUCUUUCAACUUAAAAUUAAGUUUAAGGCGGCAUACAAGUUUGCCGUAGCUUACUUUUGCUAGUUAAUCUGUGAAUCACCUUUGAUUUUUAGCCCGCGUCGGACACAGAGGAGAAAGUUGGACUGGGAACUUCUGUCCUAAAUGACUGUUACUGUGAUGGAAAACGUUUUACUACACCACAGUUGUUUUUGCUAGCCCGUGUAGUACAAAAAGACAAUUAAUGUGCUACCAAAGGCAUUCAGUUUCUCCGAAGCUACAUUAAUAUUCCAGUUUGUGGGUACGAGGAGAGAGCUCAGCGGCCGCGCUAUUAAAACUGGAUACAAAAUGGCGGCGUCCCUGGGACGAUUUGGAUAUGUUUCGCGUUGUGUUUUUUAUUUAAUUUUGUCGGUCGAACUGUUUAUCAGUUAUGGAUUGGGUUCAGACCUGCCGUGUGCCCAGAACUGUACCUGCAGCGGAGAUUCAGUGGACUGUAGUAACCUGGAGCUGACAGCAACGCCUCUGGACCUUCCAGUCCGGACUGUUUCCUUAAAUCUUGGCCACAACAAGCUGACUGCCAUCAAUACUGAAGCAUUUAACAACCUUCCCAACCUGAGAGAGCUGCGGCUGGACCACAAUGAGCUGACCUCCAUACCAGAUUUAGGACAGGCUGCUUCCAAGAUUGUAUCUCUCUACCUACAUCAUAAUAAGAUCCGCGUUAUAGACGGGAGGCGGACCAGAGAGCUGGCUUCUGUGGAGACCCUGGACCUGAGCAAUAAUGACAUCACUGAGCUCAGAGGGCACAGCUUUCCUGCAGGCCUCCAAAUCAGAGACCUGUACCUGAGCAACAACAAGAUCAGCGUGUUGGAGCUCGGAGCUCUUGACCAUCUGGGCUCGACUCUACAGGUCCUGAGACUGAGCCGAAACCGCAUCAGCCAGAUCCCCGUGAAAGCCUUCCAGCUCCCGAGGCUCACCCAGCUUGAGCUGAACAGGAACCGUAUUCGUCAGGUGGAGGGUCUGACCUUCCAGGGUCUGUCCAGCCUCGAGGUCCUCAAGCUGCAAAGAAACAGCAUCAGCAAACUGACUGACGGGGCCUUCUGGGACCUGGCCAAGAUGAAAGUCCUUCACCUGGACUACAACAGCCUGACCGAGGUGAACAGUGGCUCCCUGUACGGCCUGACCUCUCUUCAGCAGUUAUUCCUCAGUAACAACUCCAUAGCCCGCAUCAACCCUGAUGGAUGGAAGUUUUGCCAGAAGCUGAGGGAACUGAAUCUGUCGUACAACAACUUGACUCGUCUGGAUGAAGGCAGCCUGGCUGUGCUGGGGGAUCUCCACUCUCUCCGUCUGGGCCACAACUCCAUCAGCCACAUCACCGAGGGAGCCUUCAGAGGCCUCAAGGCCGUGCGCGUCCUGGAGCUGGACCAUAAUGACAUCUCUGGCACAAUAGAGGACACCAACGGGGCCUUCUCUGGAUUGGACAGCCUCAACAAGCUGACUCUGUUUGGAAACAAGAUCAAGUCAGUGGCCAAGAAAGCCUUCUCCGGCCUGGAGACCCUGGAACACCUGAACUUGGGAGAGAACGCUAUCCGCUCCAUCCAGCCCGAUGCCUUCAGUAAAAUGAAGAACCUCAAAACACUUCUCAUUCAGAGUGACAGCUUCCUGUGUGACUGCCAGCUCCACUGGCUGCCCGACUGGUUGGUGACACGUGGGCUGCAGACUGGUGUCAAUGCCACCUGUGCCCACCCGGAGAGCCUGAAGGGCACCAGCAUCUUCCAGGCUCCGUCCAGCAGCUUUGUGUGCGACGACCUUCCGAAGCCCCAAAUCACCGUGCAGCCAGAGACUUCGGUGACGGUCCUCGGUAGCGAUGUGCGUCUCACCUGUACUGCAGCAAGCAGCAGCUCCUCCCCCAUGACCUUUGCGUGGCGUAAGGACCAGGAGCUGCUUCGUCAUGCAGAGACGGAAAACUUUGCCCAUGUGCGCGCUCACCACCAGGGCACAACAUCUGACGUGCCAGGUGCAGCCGGAGGCGUGAUGGAGUACACCACUAUCCUGCAUCUGCGGCACGUCACCUUCGCCCAUGAGGGUCGAUACCAGUGCAUCAUCACAAACCACUUUGGCUCCACCUACUCCAGCAAAGCCCGCCUCAUCGUCAACGUUCUCCCAUCCUUUGUGAAGACUCCCAGGGACAGCACCAUCAGGACAGGUCAGACAGCGAGGCUCGAGUGCGCCGCAGAGGGUCACCCGGCACCGCAGAUCGCCUGGCAGAAGGACGGCGGCACAGAUUUCCCUGCUGCCCGUGAGCGCAGAAUGCACGUCAUGCCCGACGACGACGUGUUCUUCAUCAUGGACGUCAAGCCGGAAGACAUGGGCGUGUACAGCUGCACCGCCAAAAACACAGCUGGCACCGUCUCUGCCAACGCCACCCUCACCGUGCUGGAAACCCCCCACCUGGCCCAGGACCUGGAGGACCGCAGGGUGGUGGUCGGGGACACGGUGGCCUUGCAGUGUAAGGCCCUGGGCAGCCCUCCGCCCCGCAUCACCUGGCUGCGCAACGACCAGCCGCUCCGCCCAUCCGACAGACACCACUUCACCCCGGGGAACCAGCUGCUGGUCAUCGGCUCCGCCUCGCUGGAGGACGCCGGCCGCUACACCUGCCUCAUGUCCAACACCCUGGGCACGGAGCGCGCUCACAGCCAGCUGGUGGUGACUCGCAGCCCCUGUGCUCCGCCGGUGGGACCAAGCACGGUCACUAUAGGGAUCAUAGUCAUCGCCGUGGUGACGAGUAUUGUGGUGACGUCGCUGGUGUGGGUGUGCAUCAUCUACCAGACCAGGAAGAAGAGCGAGGAGUGCAGUGUCACCAACACAGAUGAGACGAUCGUUCCUCCAGACGUCCCCAGCUACCUCUCCUCUCAGGGCACGCUGUCCGAGCGGCAGGAUGUGUGUAUCCGCGUGGAGACCGGCGGUGGACCUCAGCCCAACGGACACAUCGUAGACACCACAGGUUUUGACGGCGCAGUAGUGUGUUCAGACUGCAUGGAGAACGGCAGCAGCUACUCCAAAGACUCUGACUACCUGACACACGGGUUCAGCCACACUGGAGGCCACAUGGAGUACCAGCAGAACUCUAUACCCCCACCCUACUCCCACUGUUAUCCAGGGGAGCUGCAUGACGCAGGGCAACACUCGGCCCCGCUCUGCAACGGGACACCCAAUGGGAUCCGGAAGGACAUUCAAGGAUCCACGUUUCCAAAAAACCACAAUACGUUACACCUGAACCAACACGAUAGAAAAGCGAGCAGAGCGCCGGCGUGCUCCCCAUCGCAGGACGAAUCCUUCCACAAGCCGGUGAAGCUGGCCAGCGUGACGAGCCACCAUGGCCGUCUGGACAGUGACUGUGAGCCUGAGCUCAGGCAGACUCUGCUGUCCAACGGACACGCCCUCAGAGCCUCUCAGAAUGAGAGCGCCCCCCUAAGGAGAGCCAGCGACUAGCAGGCGCUCUAGCCCAAAAAAAAAAAAGCGGACUCGCAGUAGCUGAGUGGACUUUAUUUUUUUUAUUUUUUUGCACUGGGAAAUAAACUGCUACCUCAUAUAGAGGCGAUUUAUCCUGAACCUCCUGGAUCUGGACUGAAAGGGAGCACCAGGAGGGGGGGACAGACAGGGGGAGGGGCAUCCGGAGUUUGAAGGUGGAGCUUGUGUGGGUGGCGUCCCAUCUGAGCGUUAUCAGCUGUACAUAGUUAAAAACCUUCCUUUGGGAGGUGACCAAUAAGAAAUUCUAGCUCCAAAAAAUGUGACUUGCAUUUGAAGCAUGUAAAUGUAGGGAAUCUUGUACAGUAUAUGUAUGUGCAGAGGAAAAAAGAGAAAUAUACCUUUGGACAUUUGACUGUACAUAAGAGUUUUCUUAUAUUAUAUAUUAUAUAACUUUUACAAAAGAGUAUUUGAAUUUAUGUGCAUGACAAAGAAAGGAGUGAUGGUAUUUUUAUUUUUAUUCAAAAAAACAAAAACAAACAGUCUUUUUCAGCUUUUACCAACAUUCAGCUGCGGUGCCUUAAUGCAUGAUCAAAGAAAAGUCAACUUGUAAUAGCAUAUAUCUUUGUGAGAGAAACUGGUUCACUCUUUAUAGCAAACAAAACAAACACUUGAUUGCACUUGAAUGUUUUUUGCCCAACCAUGGCCUUACAGAAACACAAUUCACAUGCAUUGUUAUCGUAUGAAGGAAGAGCUUUGAUGUAAAUUAUUUUGGUACGUCAGAUGGUUCAAGCUGGGAUAUUUGUGGGUGGUCAGUUAAAGCACUUUUUGUAUUCACACCAUAAAUAAAUAAGCAGAUUGUGUACACGAUAUCUGCCAAUAGGAAUGCAGGGAACCUCCUCGAUGCGAGGAGACAUUCAACUGCAAAGUCAACAGUACAAA
Messenger RNA from Centropristis striata (black sea bass), 4852 nucleotides. RefSeq names its product leucine-rich repeats and immunoglobulin-like domains 1 (gene lrig1). The record is from RefSeq and is a predicted model, not a curated record. NCBI's taxonomy places the organism in Eukaryota, Metazoa, Chordata, Actinopteri, Perciformes, Serranidae. Gene Ontology annotation, molecular function: protein binding; catalytic activity.